AUGGGCAUCACUACUGCCCAGGCCAUUGGCAUCGGGGUAGCUGUUGGCUUUGUUGGAGCCCUGAUUCUGAUGAUGAUCCUCUUGUGCAUAUCCCAUUGCUCAUCCACCGAGACCGUCCCCUCCGGUCCUGUUUUGCUGAAACGGACAGAGUCUUUACCCAAAGUCAAGCAGCCUAGCCCUAACCCCUGGGUCUUGACUGCGCCUCGCGAUCCGGCUUCUUGGAGAAACCCCAUCACCAACUCGCACAGAGCGCUGCCCGACCGUAUUCGUGAUUUCACAACCCUCCAUCAAAUCAGCCAGGGCGUCGAUUUCGAGAACAACCUCCAGAUUUUUGCCGAGAAUUAUAUUAUCAACAGCCGCCACCGGGAACAGCCUCUUGUCUCACCAUCCAUCUUUGACGAAGAUGAACUUGUCCGCCUUGCAGGGGAGCCCGCCAACGGCGGAACUUGGUCCGAGACCAUCUCCAACGUGGCUACGCGAGGCGCUGCAGUCAGGUGCUUCCUUGCGCAACUCAUCUUCAAGCGCAUGCAUUCCAUCUGUCCCGUUCAAGAGUCCCUGCUCGCUCCAGAGAUUUUAAGCUGUUAUCAACUCGUGUGCCGAAUCUAUCAGAACCCAUGCAGGGAAAACAUUAUUGGUGUUUGGCGCGAGUGUGUAUAUCUCUUGCAACAGUCUCCUUGGCAGCUCGGCCAUCUCCCGCCCUGGCGUUUUGAUGAAAAUGACCCUCGGAAAGAGAGAACUUGGGCCAUGGUCCCCGCUAUUGUUAAUUCCCUACACCUUGAAUCUCUCCGAAAUGAUCUUGAUCUCAAGGAGGAUUCACUGGAGGUAUCUAUAGGCAAAAUUCUCGAGAAGGCUGCUAAUGCCGCCAUGACCCUUCUCGGCCAACCCUCUGAAUGGGAGGCUGUGUGGACCUCACCUGAGCCAGGGUUUAUUGUCUUCCCAGAGGUGAGGUUUACUUGGAACGGCAAGACCAAGUACUCAAAGCCGGCCGAGGUGGAUGUCAACGUUCCCAAGCCAGUGCCUUCCGACAACCAUGACCAGCUUCAUACCGAAACUGGCGAACAGCGCAGUUCUGACGUUGGCUGCCAGUCGAAUGCUGUAGCUGACGAGCAGCAAAAGCAUGUUCCUGAUCAAGCGCUAUCCCUUGACACCUUUCAACAGUCUGGAGCUGGGAACGCCGAUUAG
Fusarium keratoplasticum is the source of this 1182-nucleotide messenger RNA. RefSeq lists its product as uncharacterized. Lineage: Eukaryota; Fungi; Ascomycota; Sordariomycetes; Hypocreales; Nectriaceae. The transcript has 2 exons. The record is from RefSeq and is a predicted model, not a curated record. Bases 1 to 1182 code for a protein of 393 amino acids.